AUGAGGAAAAAGCAAAAUGGGUUUAGAAGACCUGUUAUCAUCAAGAACAAGAGGAAUCAUAAACAACCAGAGUCACAACCCAGUGUUGAUCCCAUUACGGGAAAGAAGAUACCGAAAAGUUUUGUUUUUGCACGAGGGAAGUUGCCUGUUCCUCUUAAACAGCUUCAGAUGGACCUUAGAAAGUUGAUGCUUCCAUAUACUGCACUCAGUCUCAAGGAAAAGAAACGGAAUAGUCUGAAAGACUUUUUGAACGUUGCUGGACCUAUGGGUGUUACACAUUUUCUCAUAUUGUCAAAAACUGCAUCUGCACCUUACUUGAGGGUUGCAACUACCCCUCAAGGACCUACUCUUACAUUUAAGAUACAAGAAUACGCAUUGGCUGCUGAUAUUGCUCGAUCUCAAUUGCAUCCUCGAUGCCCUAAAGAUCUUUUCAAAAAUUCCGCAUUGAUUGUGCUUUCUGGAUUUGUCAGUGGAGAUUUGCCUCUACGGCUUACAACUAACAUGUUCCAGAAUAUUUUUCCAACAAUCGACGUUAAAACUGUUAAACUCGCUUCUUGCCAAAGAAUUGUGUUGCUUAAUUACAACAAAGACACCAAGCUUAUUGAUUUCCGGCAUUAUUCGAUUAGAUUACAACCUAUAGGUGUUUCACGGAGAAUUAGAAAACUUGUUCAAAGCCAUCAGGUUCCUGAUCUAAGGAAUCUUCAAGACGUUAGCGAUUUUGUCACAAAGGCUGGCUAUGGAUCAGAAAGUGAAGCCGAUGAAGAAGCAGCAACAGUGACUUUGUCUAGCAAUAUUGGUAGAGUUAACCGUGCUUCUACAAAAAGUGCGGUAAGACUUCAAGAGAUUGGUCCAAGGAUGACUCUUCAACUCGUUAGGAUUGAGAAAGGACUGUGUUCGGGUGAAGUCCUCUUCAGCGAAACUGCGUCAGGAAAGGCUGGUGACAAAGGAAAAACCGAUAAUGAGAUUGACAAUAAUGACGAAGAUUCAGAAGACGGUGAAGAUGAAGAUGGAGAAGAUCCAGAGGAUAAUGAAAUCAAUGAAGAGCUUGAUUAG
Molecule: messenger RNA, 1053 nt
Organism: Lathyrus sativus (Indian pea)
Lineage: Eukaryota; Viridiplantae; Streptophyta; Magnoliopsida; Fabales; Fabaceae
Source: the annotation of a GenBank genome assembly